Nerophis ophidion (straightnose pipefish) is the source of this 6049-nucleotide messenger RNA. It is a transcript of the gene flt1, whose product is annotated as fms related receptor tyrosine kinase 1. The transcript is spliced from 30 exons. The record is from RefSeq and is a predicted model, not a curated record. Gene Ontology annotation, molecular function: vascular endothelial growth factor receptor activity; ATP binding. Gene Ontology annotation, biological process: protein phosphorylation; vascular endothelial growth factor receptor signaling pathway; multicellular organism development. Lineage: Eukaryota; Metazoa; Chordata; Actinopteri; Syngnathiformes; Syngnathidae. Gene Ontology annotation, cellular component: plasma membrane; signaling receptor complex. The coding region runs from base 914 to 4621 and encodes 1235 amino acids.
GGCGUUCGGGUGGCAUCCUGACCAGAUGCCCGAACCACCUCAUCUGGCUCCUCUCCAUGUGGAGGAGCAGCGGCUUUACUUUGAGCUCCUCCCGGAUGGCAGAGCUUCUCACCCUAUCUCUAAGGGAGAGCCCCGCCACACGGCGGAGGAAACUUAUUUCGGCCGCUUGUACCCGUGAUUUUAUCCUUUCGGUCAUGACCCAAAGCUUAUGACCAUAGGUGAGGAUGGGAACGUAGAUCGACCGGUAAAUUGAGAGCUUUGCCUUCCGGCUCAGCUCCUUCUUCACCACAAAGGAUCGGUACAACGUCCGCAUUACUGAAGACGCCGCACCGAUCCGCCUGUCGAUCUCACGAUCCACUCUUCCCCCACUCGUGAACAAGACUCCUAGGUACUUGAACUCCUCCAUAUGUGUCCUUUAUCAUAGCUACAUGUAUGACCAAAAAACGUGUGAAAAUCAGUGGUAUUCAGGGAGGUCAGAUGAAUUAAAUGCGCUACCUGUUCAUUGCUCCUGCCAAAUGAAUUACACUGAGUGGAGCGGAUCACCACUCCAAGAUGGCGGUCCUGCGUCUUGUCAGUGCCAGUAGCUCGAUGCUGCUUCUAGUCAUAAGAUGUCUAUGGGUGAAACAGUUGGAGCUAGGUCGCUAACUCACACAGUUUUCUUCAAUGACAUUUUCAGCAUCAUUUAAUGUGACAAAAUUAAGUGUACAAAAUUGAAACACCCCCCAAAAAAUGUUGAAAUUAAUUCCAAAUACUUUCGUCAUCAAGAUACAAAUUACAAAUGGUCGGUUAAUUAUUGUUGUUAUGAUACUCCCUACCACCAGAUGGCGUAGUGCGCAUGUCACAGGGAACUCACUCAACAUCCGGUCAUACUCGCUAGCAUAAUUAAGGACGGCGGACAUUUAUCCAUGAAAAUAUGGAGAAGCUGGAAGGAGAUACCGAGAAGUCCACUGUCCGAGGUGGUGCAAAAGAAGAGGCCAGGGGCAAGUACGGCGUGCCCGUGCUGGAGGGGGCGCACGGACACCUGGUCCUGGAGGCCAACCACACACUCCAGCUCAACUGCAGGGGUCGCUGGGAGCUCUCUUGGUCUUUCCCCACAGACGUGCCCCUGGACCAGGUGCACGUGCAGGACUCCCGCUGCGGCAAGUCCCAGCACCUCCACUGCAGCCGCCUGACGCUCGGCGGCGCCCGGGCCGGCCACACGGGGACCUUCCGCUGCCGCUACCGCCGGCGGGUCCAGAGGCAGGCGUCCAUUUACGUGUAUGUGGCAGACAGCCGGCAGCCAUUUGUGGAGCAUCCGGAGAUGAGUCCUUACGUGUUGUACAUGAAGGAGAAGCAGCCGCUGGUGGUCCCCUGCAGGGUCACCCACCCCAACGUCACCAGCAGCCUGAUCAAGUUCCCCGACCACAGCCUGAGUCCGGACCAGAGGAACAUCUUGUGGAGCAGCAAGCAGGGCUUCACCAUCCGCAGUCCCACCUUCUUCUACAUCGGCCUCUUCUUCUGCCAGAGCGUCGUGGACGGCGUCACGCACAAGUCGCGUAUUUACUUCGUCCACAGACCGGUGAGUGAAAUCAUGGAUGUGUAUCUGAACAGCACCGGCCCCGUGCAGGCCUUGAAGGGGGAGAGGCUGGUUCUGAACUGCACCGCCACCGGAGAACUCAACACCAGGGUCAACAUCACCUGGGACUACCCGGGAAAGAGCAGCGCCAGAGGCUCCACCUCCAAACGCCUCCUGAAGCACAGAACCCACAUGUUGUUCUACAGCAUCCUCACCAUCACCAAGCUGCAGCGCUCCGACCGCGGCCUGUACACCUGCCGCGUCAGCAGCGGCGACAAGACCAAGCAGCAGAAAGUCACGGUGACCGUCUACGAUCGUCCAUUCAUCCGCUUGAAGCCCAGACGGGGUCCCGUGAUGGAGGCUCAGGCGGGGCAGAAAUCGUACCGAAUUUCGCCCAAACUGCGAGCCUUCCCGGUCCCACAGGUCAUCUGGUUGAAGGACGGCAUGGUGGCAGCAGAGCAGUGCUCCAGGUACCACAGAGACGGAAACUCCCUGGUCAUCAGGGACGUGGCGGAGGAGGACGCUGGGAAAUAUACCAUCCUCGUACGCAUCCAGGAGCACGGACUCUACCAGAACCUCACGCUAAUACUUGUGGUUAACGUGAGUCCUCAGAUAGGCGAGAAAGCGGUCUCGUUGCAAGACCCCGGUUCUGUGCCCCGGGGGAGCAGGCAGUCUCUACACUGUACGUCCCACGGCGUGCCCCCUCCUCACAUCACGUGGCUCUGGCACCCCUGCCCACCUAAAGGCCUGUGUGCGGGCCCGUCGCCGUCCUCCCUGUGGAGUCCUGUGACGGAGCAGAGUGUUCCCGCCACAUCCACACACAACCACAUCCUGAGUGUGGCGCUCAGACGGGAAGUGCUUGAGGGGAAGAACAAGACGGUCGGGGUUCUGACGGUGGGCCGGGCUCUGGUGUCGGGGGUGUAUCGUUGUGUCGCCUCCAACUCUGCAGGUGUGGACCACCUGGAUGUCUACUUCUACAUCUCAGACGUCCCGGGAGGCUUCGGUGUGAGCCUCGGCGAGGAAGCCACAGAGGGCGGAGAGGUGCGCCUCACCUGUCGCGCCAACAAGCACCUGUACGCCGCCCCGUCAUGGCGCAGGCUGAGCCACGCCCACGACCCCAGCAGGGGCGUCGCCCUGCGCGCUGAACUCACCACGGGGAAGUUCUCCCACUCGCUGCUGCUGUUGCUAAGCAACCUGAGCACCGGGGACUCCGGGGCGUACAGGUGCUCCGCCCGCCACCUGGUCACGGGACUCGAGACACACCUGGUCAGGCAGGUGAAAGUCUCAGCCUUGGCGCCUCCGGUGUUGCUCCUGAAUUUAACGGACUGCACCGUCAACGUCAGCAGCUCAGUGACCCUGCACUGCCCCACCGAGGGCGUCCCCCACCCGACCGUCACAUGGUACAAGAACCAAGGUGCUCUGCUGGCAGGAUCAGGGAUUGUCGUGUCGCCAGAGGAAGGCUCUCUUCAUAUUGGCCGCAUCACCGUGGAGGACCAGGGUCUGUACACCUGCCAGGCGACCAAUGAGAAGGGAGCUGCAGAGAGCUCCGCCUACAUUUGGGUUAAUAAUGUAUCUGAGGCGUCCUCCAUGGAGAUUCCCACCCUGGCCUGCACCUGUGUGGUGGCCACCUUGCUCUGGCUUCUCCUGACGCUGCUGAUCCGAAAACUCCGACAGCCCAAGCGCUCCCACAGCAAAGCAGGGUACCUGUCCAUCAUGGUGGACUCAGCAGGCCCUCCACCGGAGGAACGGGGGGACAGGCUCCACUAUGACCCCAAGCAGUGGGAGUUCCCCAGAGAACGCCUUAAAUUAGGAAAGAAUCUGGGCCGCGGAGCAUUCGGUAAGGUGGUGCAAGCAUCUGCCUUUGGGAUCGACGGCGCCUCCAGCUGCAGGACGGUGGCGGUGAAGAUGCUCAAAGAGGGCGCCACUGUCAGCGAGCAUAAAGCUCUGAUGACUGAGCUGAAAAUUCUUAAGCACAUUGGACAACAUCUCAAUGUUGUCAAUCUGCUGGGAGCCUGCACCAAACCUGGAGGCCCGCUCAUGAUCAUCGUGGAGUUCUGUCGAUAUGGAAACCUCUCCAGCUUCCUGAAGAGCAAACGGGAGGUGUACGUGCACAACAGGGGGAUGCAAAUAAAUGGAGAAAAGACUGCAACGAUAAGAUUACUCUUUAAAGACGUUGACAUUCGGCCCUCCAACGCUCCUCCUUUGUUUCUGGAGGACCUCAUCUCCUUCAGCUUCCAGGUGGCAAGAGGAAUGCAGUUCCUGGCCUCUCGCAAGUGUAUACACAGAGACCUGGCGGCACGCAAUGUCCUCCUGUCAGACAACCACGUGGUGAAGAUCUGUGACUUUGGACUGGCCAGAGACAUCUACAAAGACCCGGACUACGUCCGCAAGGGAGAUGCCCGCCUGCCUCUGAAGUGGAUGUCUCCAGAGUCCAUCUUUGACAAGGUGUUCACCACACAAAGUGACGUGUGGUCCUUUGGCGUUCUCCUCUGGGAGAUCUUCUCUCUGGGAGCGUCCCCAUACCCCGGUCUCCACAUCGACGAGGACUUCUGCCACAGACUGAAGGCAGGAACCAGGAUGGGAGCGCCGGAGUACAGCACAGCUGACAUUUACUGCACAAUGCUGGCCUGCUGGGAUGCCGAGGCCAGCGAGCGACCCUCCUUCUGCCAGCUGGUGCAGACCCUGGGCGACAUGCUCCAGUCCAUGGUGCAGCAGGAGGGGAAGGACUACGUUCCUCUGGGGUUACUUGUGGGAGACGGGAAGUGCACACAAAAAACGCUUGCUGUCACCAACUUGAGUUACAUGCGGGCUGUGACCACGCUGCACACCUUCCAGCUUCCCUGCGAGGACGACAAGCACCAAUCUGAGGAGGAGCAGAGCGACAGCGGCAUGGUCCUUCCAUCAGAGGAGCUCAAACGCCUGCCGUGGGACGACAACAACAACAAGCUCAGCAGACCACGUCUCCACGGCAACCAGACGGCCAUCUUUCCACAUGACUGGAGUUCCGAUGACGGGGGCUCUCCGCCCCCCGACUACAACGCCGCUUUCCUCUACCCGUCACUCUAACGUCUUCCUCGCCAUUGCCAUCAAUAAGCAAAUGUAUUUACUCACUUUCUGUGACUUAAUUGUCGUAUUGGUACCACAUAUGUGUGAGGGGACAACUCUUUGGAUUAAAACACAAUAUAUGCUGGAAAUAGUUAAGGCACCCUGUGUGUGUGUGUGUGACAAUUUGUUAAAAAGUACACAUAAAAAGCACUUUCUUCCCACAACGUAAGCAAGAGAGUAAGCAUUUUUUCUCUAUUUUUGCCAGGAUUUAGUAGAAGUGUCCUGAUCGGAUAUCAGUGGGGAAAAAAUCUGAUAUCAGACAGCAUGUAAAAUGUGCGAUACACGUUGCUGCUGUGUUUACUUCUGCAAACUUAACAGAGAAAUGUCCUCCAAUAAUUCUAGUCCAGUCAUUUACAAAAGGUCAACAAGCUAGGCGAUAGGUUACUAGCAGCUACACAACAGCUAAGCACACAAUAUUGCAGUGUAAAACAGCAGGUGUCAACAUAAACAAGUAUCAAAUAAUCAUAGUUGCUAUGUCUCUUAGAAAGUAUCCAGUAACAAACGUGUCCACAUCAUUCAACCUACUGUGUCAUAGGCUUAAUGAAUUGAGUUACUGUGGCUACCCAAAAACAAUACCACUCCACUUCAACUUAAAGACCGCAUAUAAGUCCAUUCUAGACCGUUUACAAAUUACAUUAAUGCGUUUCAGAAGUACCAUUAUGUCACUUCAAACAUUUUCCAACUUUCCAGACAUCAAAAUAAUACAAGUAUGUAUGUGUCUUGCUGAUUAUCUAUUGAAUCAAUAUCAGUAUCAUAUUGGAAGUGGAAAGUUAUCGGACGCUAUUAACAUUUACAUAAAUAGGAGUAAUAUAAGUAUAAUUUUCAGAGCAUUCAAUAAGUAUUACAAUAUUUUUACAAAACCCUAACAAACAUUGUUAACAAAUUGUAGGGUAAACUGAGUACAAACUGUUUCCAAAUAACUAUGUUGGGAAAAAAGCUUUAGGAUAUAAAAUUUUAGGUGUUCACAUUCGUCAAAAAGUGCACUUAUUUCCUACACCAUUAGCAAAAUAGAACAUUUUCAUGGUUAUUUUAUUAUUAUGGUUGUCAGCAAAGAAAAAUCCACUGUUUAGCCGCACCGUCUUAAAGCCGCAGGGUUCAAAGCAUCGGAAAAAAGUAGUGGCUUGUAGUCCGGAAGUUACGGUAAUAUAUAGCAAAAUAAUUGAAUUAUAGAAUUCCACCUUUUUAUAUUUAGUAGUAAUUUUGUUAAGCUAUUGAAAACAUAAUUGUAUGAUUGACAGGGUGACCUACUGUAACAUAGAUGCUGUAAUCUUUGAUUAUUAUUGUGCAAUGUGUUUGUUUUACAUUCAUGUACUAACUUGGAUAUCAUUGAUGAAAGUAAGAAUGUAUAAGUUUUGGUAUUCUUUAUUAAAAUACAGCUGUACACACAAA